This is a messenger RNA of Dermacentor albipictus, 455 nucleotides long. Its product is annotated as 14 kDa phosphohistidine phosphatase-like. The record is from RefSeq and is a predicted model, not a curated record. Gene Ontology annotation, molecular function: protein histidine phosphatase activity. NCBI's taxonomy places the organism in Eukaryota, Metazoa, Arthropoda, Arachnida, Ixodida, Ixodidae. Gene Ontology annotation, cellular component: cytosol. Gene Ontology annotation, biological process: peptidyl-histidine dephosphorylation.
UGGCAGUGUGUCACCAUGGCGUGGCAGUAUUUCCAGCACUUGGCCGCAAAUGGUUAUUUAAUGCCAAACAUGUCAGCCUUGAGUGGAAUUCCAGAUGUGGCCUUGGAGAUUGGACGUAGCCGGUAUAUACUUGUGAAAGUGCAUUUGAAGGAUGACGAAGAAACCUACAAGUAUGUUGUCCGUGGCUCUGUUCUAGCUGCUAACCAUACAGAGGUCCUUGAAAAGGAGACUGCUGCAUUGAAGGCAGCUGGCCUGGAGUGCGAAUGCCUUGGCGGCGGAUACAUCAUCCACCUCCCAGACACAAAAGAGCUAAAAGUCUAUGGCAACUCGCAGACCUACGGGCAAGCGGACCAUGCCAAGACAACAGAGAUCCUCAAGAAGCAAUACCCAACUUACACUUCAAUCACUUGGAGCAAUGAUGCCAUUGUUUAACAGUGUGUGUGACUUGCUUUAAA